Notothenia coriiceps (black rockcod) is the source of this 1146-nucleotide messenger RNA. RefSeq names its product trichohyalin-like. The annotation marks the transcript as partial. NCBI's taxonomy places the organism in Eukaryota, Metazoa, Chordata, Actinopteri, Perciformes, Nototheniidae. The record is from RefSeq and is a predicted model, not a curated record. The transcript has 6 exons.
GUGAAGUCUCAGAAGAGAGCCAUCAGGCUGCUGAGGCUGAAGAGGGUGGAGGAUCCCAUCCUGGAAGAGCAGAAGAGACGGAAGGAGAGGGAGAAGGAGGAGAAGAGGAUGCAAGAGGAGAGGAGGAGACAAGAGGAGGAGGAGAGGAAGAGGAGAGAGGAAGAGGAGGCAGAACAGCUGAUGGAGGCGGAGAGGAAGAGGAGGGCGGAGGUGGCGGCCGCGCUGGCAACAGCCAAAGGAAAAUGGACCCCGCUGGGUUUCCUCUACAGGAAGAUGGACACCAUGCUGGACAUCAGCAGGGAGCGCUUCCAGGGCACGGUGCUCAAAGCUCUGUCCAAGGACCCUCGCAAGGACGUCAAGUCGGCGCUGGUCAAAGUUAAAGAGGAGAAACUGGAUGAGGAGGAGCUGAAGAAAAAGGAGGAGGAGCUGAAGGAGGAGGAGGAGCCAAAGAAGGAGGAGGAGCCGGAGAAGGAAGAUGAAGAGGGGAAGCAGGAUCUGAUGAAGGAAGAGGAGGUAAUGAAGAGCGAGGCGGUGCAGCAGGGAGGAGCACUGAUUGGCCGGCUGGUGACAACCAUCAAGGGCGAGCAGAAGCAUCUUCCCUUCGGCCCGGAGGACAUGAUCAGCACGGCCACCAUGCUGGACGGAGACAAGGUGCGUUUCAACAUCGCCACCCACCAGGAGACCAAAGAGCAGCGAGCGGCGUACGUGGAGAUCCUGCCCGACUCCUUCGAGGAGUCCACGGAGCAGCGGAGACACGGCCUCGUCAUCGAGCUCUCUCUGUCCACCGGCCUCAUCAAAUGCUCCCAGAAUCCUCAGCUCUACUUCCACAUGUGCGAGGUGAUCGAGAAGAAGCGGCUGGAGCUCAACGAGAAGGUGGAGUUCAGCGUGGUCCCGCACGAGACGGCGGAGGGGGGGAACCAGGCCAUCCGGAUCAAACGCUUCACCGAGAAGGUUUUCCUCCCGGCACGGAAACUGUGCGCCAUCGGCCUAGCGAAGGGAAAGGUGAGCAUCCCCUCAGAGGACUAUCCCCUCAGAGGACGAUCCGCAUGUUACGGUGUGAGCAUCCCCUCAGAGGACGAUCCGUAUGUUACGGUGUGAGCAUCCCCUCAGAGGACGAUCCCCUCAGAGGACGAUCCGCAUGUUACG